Messenger RNA from Microthlaspi erraticum, 486 nucleotides. The record is from the annotation of a GenBank genome assembly. NCBI's taxonomy places the organism in Eukaryota, Viridiplantae, Streptophyta, Magnoliopsida, Brassicales, Brassicaceae.
AUGGACGUAAUGGAAUCCGCGAUAACGGAAGCACGUGCAUGGGCUGCGGCCCAAACGGUAGCUGCAACGGUGCACUUUGAUAUUUCCACACAUCCCGGGCCCGUCCUGUUGGGUGAGUGGUGUCAGAUUGAUGGCGCAUGGAAAGUGAUGGAGUCUCGGGUAGGACUUGGGUGGUACAAUUUUGAUCCGGAAUCGGGCUCAACCUUGGUUGGAUCCAGUACUAUAAGGCGGGGGUUAUCUCCCCUACAGACGGAAUUGGAGGCAUUGGUUUGGGCUAUGCAAGUUAUGUUAGCCCAUAACAAACAACGGAUGAAUUUCCAAACAGAUUGUGCUCAGUUGGUGAAGAUGGUGUCCAAACUGGCAGAGUGGUCAGCUUUUGAGAUUUUGUUUGAAGAAAUGGAGAAAUGCAGAAGGAUGUUUCAGGCGUUCCCUUACACACAUCCCCAGAUCACAAAACACGAAGGCAGACAAGCUAGCACGGAGUGA